Melampsora larici-populina 98AG31 is the source of this 1106-nucleotide messenger RNA. RefSeq lists its product as uncharacterized. The coding region runs from base 162 to 818 and encodes 218 amino acids. The transcript has 2 exons. The record is from RefSeq and is a predicted model, not a curated record. NCBI's taxonomy places the organism in Eukaryota, Fungi, Basidiomycota, Pucciniomycetes, Pucciniales, Melampsoraceae.
CAUCAAUAGCGGCGGAAGUAAUCCCUCCACCACCAACUAUAAAUUCUCAAGAGGCGAAAGCUUUUCCUACUUCUUUACCCGCUCCAAAUGCGAUCACCUCUACUCUUACUCCAGCACCUAUUGUUGUCAAUCAGCCUCCAAAUGUGGUUAGCCCACAACCCAUGGCUUCCAUCCAGCAACCUGCUGCUUCUGAUCAGGUCGUGAAUCCUCGACCUGCUCCCAUCAUGGCAGGUACGGUCUCCUCACUAACAGCGAAUUUACCGACCACACCAACACCUUCAGUCAUUCAAUCUUCCUCAAAACCAGUCCCUUCAAACCCAACCGCCUCUCAGCCGAUCACAUCUGAUCAACUAGCAUCAGAUUGGAAAGAUUCUAUCAAUCCAAGUUUAGUUGCUGUUCAUAGUCCAGCUCCUAUGAAUGAAACAAUGAAAGUGGUACCUGAAUCGAUCAUCGUCACACCUCAAGUGAUUUCAAAUGAAGUUCAACCACAACCCAAGUUGUCUUCGAAACCUUUAAGUGUGAUGGAAGAAAUGGAAUUAGUAAUUGAACAACAACGUAAAACUCAAACAGAUUCAAUUCCAACCAAUCUUAUUACACCUAAAACAAUUCAACAAGAUUCAGAAACAAUUAAACCAAAUGCUAAUCCGAUUGGACCAUCCAUGACUUCUUUACAAAAUCAUCAAAAUGAUGAGAGUAGAGUGAUGGGUGAAUUGAGUGCUGAUUCUUCUUCUACUACUAAUACUGCGGGAAUUCAUUGUGGAGCUAUUGAUCCAGCUAUUCAAGGAACUUUAAGGAAUCAGUCUGGUCAUGAUAAAUGAGAUGUAUGUUUUGUCCGGUUUGAAAGGAGCAAAGAUGAAAAGAAAGAUCAAGGGGGUGAUUGGUUUUUAAAGUUGUUGGACUUUAGAUGAUUUUAUUUAAUAUUGCUUUUUUUGUUUUGAUUUUUGAUUGUUUGAAUUUGUUUGAAAGAGAAAAUGUUUUUUUUUGAUUGAUUGAUUGAAGUGUAUAUGAUUUUUUGGAUGUGAUGUGACGUGAUGGUGAUGGUGAUGUGAUAUAGAUAGUAAGAAUAUCUUGUAAAAUUGAGAAUUUAUGAAAAUGGAUUGAAACUG